AUGGAACAGGAGUUUGGACCCCCUGAAAGACAGGUUUCUGAAGACGUUUUUCGUUUCAAGCAGCUGUGUAAAAUCAAAAUUUUUGAUAAUAAUGUUGAAACUUUGGCACCAAAAGAUGUUGUACAUUUGGUAGCAGUAUCCAAUAAGUAUGGUCUGACAUUUGUUGGCGUUGAUUCAGGUUUCAAGGUUAUUAAGACUUCAGAAUUGAGUAAGUUGGACAUCGAACAAGGCUCUAUUACAACAGUUUCAGCUGUCCCUGUUGUAAGAAAAGUGAAGUUAGCAGUAAUGCCCUGUCACAUUUCUCUCUCAGCGGACAGUCUCACUUUGUCUGUGUGCUUCAAUGACAAUACUAAUACGGUUGUAAAUUGUUAUGAUGUGAGAGCAUUUGUUAACAUGGCUAAAGAUCCCCUGCCAUUUUGUAGCGAGAUACUGAUACCGGGAAAUACAGCACCGUUACUUGAUUUAAAAUGGAAUCCUGAUGUAGCUCAUGCAAGUAUGUUCGCUGCGUGUUGUAACAAAGGGACGUUAUCAUUAUGGGAUAUCAGCAAUUCCACUGCUGCACAGCUGCAUUGCUUGGACAGUGAUAAUGGAAUCAGUGCAAUUUGCUGGAGCCCUAAGGGAAAACAGAUUGUUUGUGGUACGCUAGCUGGAAAAUUGGUACAGUAUUCCAAAACACUAGAAAAAAAGAGAGAAAUCAGUGAGCCCAGCGUCUUUGACAAUAAUGUCGUUAUACAAGUUGUUAGUGUGCUGUGGUUAUCGACCUAUUCGUUUAUGACGGCAUAUAGCGUUGUCGGGACGACGGAUCAACCCAGUGUGGUCAUUGUUAACGCACCGAAAACUGGGGCUGUUGUGUACACAAAUUUAGAAGAUGUGUGUUACGGAUCAGGAGAGGACAGAAACCAGGUUUAUUAUUUCCUUAACAUCCCAGAAUGGAACCUAGUCUUGACGGCACAGGGUAAUGCUUUAGAGGUAGUGGUGAUGGGAAAACAAGAUGUAGAGCCGGAGUGGGAAAGAUGGAGUCUUGAAGAUGCAGCGAGAAUAGAGAUGCCUCUAGCUAACAAUGAAGAUACAUAUCCUAUGGGACUGGCAUUGGAUUUAACUUCACAGCAAGAAUUAGUAAUCAAUGACAGUCUGACUUUGCCACCUGCACCAAUCUUCUUGGUGCUCACCACAGAGGGCCUACUUUGUCCAUAUUAUGUGAUCAAUAGGAGUAAAGAUAUCCAGUCAAUAGUUAAUCCACCAGAAGUGUUAACCUAUGCGGGAGAGAGACUCCCCAGUGGAAUGCCUAAAGUCACGCAACCAGUCGUCCCUGCAUCACAGCAGACUACGUCCACAACAGACACGACAGCGAAUCAGUCAGCUUUAUUUCACACACCACGUGGAAACCUCCUGAGCAGAUUUGAAAAUGAAACCACACCAAAAGUUGAAUCUAUGCCUACUACUACCGCACCAGCAACAACCGGGUUUAGUUUUACACCAAAGCUAACAAGUACUACAUCUACGACUUCUGGUACUGCUGCCACCUCAGCUUUUACAUUUUCUCUUUCACAAACGACCAAACCUACUCUCUUUGGUGGUACACCUACAUCCGAACAACCACAAACGACCAAACCUACUCUCUUUGGUGGUACACCUACAUCCGAACAACCACAAACAACCAAACCUACUCUCUUUGGUGGUACACCUACAUCCGAACAACCACCAACGAUCAAACCUUCUGUUGUAACAACUGCUGCGACUACAACUAGUGGUGCUGCUUCUUCAUUGUUUGGAACUACACCUUCGUUUGGACAGCCGCAAACGACCACGCCAAUUGCUGCACCAACAACUAAUUCGUCAAAUGGUGCACCAACUCUCUUCAGUAGUACAGGUUUAUUCUCACAGUCGCAACUGGCCAAACCAUCAGCCAUAACAACUGCUGCAACUUCCUCAAGUGGAGCUACACCUUCCUUGUUUACUCCAAAUAUAUUCGGGCAAGCAGCGACUGGAGCUGAGCAAGGAGCGGCGAAAACUGUCAGCAGUGCAUCUUCAUUUACUUUCGGUUCCCAAACUCAGACCAGUAGUUUUUUCACAUCACCCGGUGGAACUGCAUUCGGAGUGAAAUCUGAUUCAAAUGCUCUUACGACAACAACACCGACAACAGUUGCACAGGCGUUCUCUUUUGCACAGUCUGGAACUGGUGCAUUAACAUCAGGAUUGGGGUUCAUUGUUCCAGGUAGCACCGGGAAUUCAGCAUUCUCAGUAGCGCCAGGAGCUUCAGCAAGCACCGGCAUCUUUGGCUCUCUGGUGAAAGACCAAUCAGCUGCAACAUCGACAUUGACACCGCAGCAGCAGCAUCAGCAGCAUCAGCAGCCUGCAGCCACUGCAGCCACAUCUGCAGCUAAAACAGCAACAUCAGUUGGGACAACAUUACCUUCCAAACCUAUGACAGGCAUAUUUGGUGGUGCUACUCUACCAACUCAGCCAGCUGGAGCACCGCCUCCGUCAGCGUUUGGAGCAUCAGUUGCAGGUAUGAAGCCAGCAGUGUUUGGAACUGCAACCAGUGCCUCAACCAAACCUAUUGCAACCACUACGACUGCGACAACAGCAAGCAAACCUUUGUUGUUCGGGACUGCAACAACAGCCAGUACAAAGCCCACAGUGUUACCGACGACUGCUGCUAGUGUCACCACAGGGCCCAUUGCUACAUUGUCAACGACUGUAACAUCCAGGCCUACGACGUUCGGAAACCAGCCUCCUGAAGUUAUUAGCACUAAACCCAACUCAGUACUGCCGAUUGCAACUACCACAGCACCACAAGCAGCUCCAGUAAAAUCAACAGCCUCAUCAGCUUUGCCAACUCCUGCUGUUCCAGCAGCUGUUUCAGGUAUCGCUGCUAUUAUUGGAGAUGAGAUGCUGAGGUUUCAGAGAGAACUGGAUGAACUAAAAAGGAAAAAAAUUGACAUUUCUUGCCUGGGCACAGAACAGGAGAAGAGAGAGCUACUGAGAGGGAAAGAAGAUCUGGCGGACUUUCAUGCUGAAAUUACUGACUGUGUUCAGUCCCAGAAUGAUGACAUCAACGAACUGAAAAGCCUGACUCUGAAUGCCGCUGCCCAGAUAGAGGAGGGCAAAGUACGAAGUUUACGCCACAGUGAUCCUCACUACCGUCAGAUGUUGAGAUCACGAUCACUGGACUCGACAAGCAGUAAUAAACUUAAGGAGAUUCGUGGAUUGUAUCACUAUAUAGAGAAUAGUAUACACGAUGUCAAUGUUGUAUUAGACGAACAAUGGAAAAUCAAUCAAGAUAAAUUACAUGGUUGCAGAAGGUUACAGACACCGACUACCGACUACAUCUUCCGUGCUGUAAGUAACAAUCACAAUUUAAUAUUAGAUCAAACUCGAUGCCUGAAGGAGCUUAAAGAACAACUGCAAAGGAUUAAAAUCUACAACACAACGUCAAAAUGGAACGGCAGUGCAACCCAGAGAGAAUCAGAGUUGUCAUCGUUAGCUGACAGUUUAAGAGAUACAAGUAUUAGUAUUAAAUCACCACCAAGGUCACAAACAACACCUGUGUCUGCGAAACGGCAGGCUCAACUUAGAGAUAUGCUUUCUAAGAGACAAGUCACACCAACACGUUCUACUCAUCCAGGACAUUUCAGUAUCAUAUCACCCCACUACUUGAGAACACCCAGCACUCCAUCUGAAGCUGCCAGUACAGACGAGAUAAGCGAAGACGACAGCGAACAUAAUCAGCGAAACAUAGGAUUCAGUUCAUUCGCUUAUCCGGUCCCUGAUAAUACAUCAACGCCCAUUAGGAUUGAUGAACCGAGAGGCAAAGAAACCAAACCUGUAAUCGUUUCACAGCGUUUGCCAGCUGUAGUGAUCCCAGCUGACACUGUGAAAACUCAGCCAAUAACACAGCCUAUGAAACCAGCAUUCAGUGUUCCUAAGACGACAGUUACCACAAGACCAGCUGCACCAGUCUCCAUGACUGGGACAAAUUUCACUGCUUUCCAACCACCACAGAUGUCAUUAGCAGCCAGUGGCAUUUCGGCGAUGUCAACGCCUCUGGUAAAAACUGUGCCAAAACCCCCUCUACCCGUCGAGCCUGCAAGCACAGUCCCAAUUGCAGGAUUCACUCACUCUGGAGGGGGUACCGUUUCAUGGGGUGCAUCACCUGAUAUUAAUAAAUCUAUUAAACCGGGAAUUUCUCCAGCUGGGUUGGCUGCCUUGAACCGCUCAGCAAGUGGUCCAGUUCAGAUAAAUGAGCAGUCAGUACCGAAAACUGUCCCUCCGCCAGUGGUCAACAUAAAAAACAUUGACACCAAAAAAACAUCUGCCAAUACCACAAUAGCUGUAGUUGAUAGCACAAAGGUUAACGAAGGAACAGUUAAAGUCGUGACUGAAGUACUGGCAGAAAUCGCUGCUACAUCUGGAAAAAAACGAGUUUCAGCUACAAGUGCUCAAAUUAUUCCUUCAUCUGCAGCAGCACCAAUCACGUCUACAACCACUGGAACUGCACCUACUAUUGUAUCGUCAACUACUACAACAUCUAGCGGUACAUCAGCAGUCUCGUUUUCGUUUGUUCCACCAAAAUCAACCACCACAACGUUCGGCUCCAGAACCCAACUACCAAAUCCAUCAGUGUCGUCUAGCACUGUUAUAUCAGGAUUAAAAACCAGUGGUUCUGGAUUCACGUUUACGCCUUCUAUAGGCAGCACAUCUUUUUCUUUUGGAACCACUGUCAGCUCUGCUAAACAAGACGACAAGAAUGCUAAACUUCAAAAAGAUACCAUUGGAACAAGUUCCGUGGAGGUGGAAAACAUCACACCUCCAAAAACGCCACCUGUCACUGCGCCUCAAAACAAGACUGCCACACCCGGUGCUUUCUUUUUUGUAGGUCAGCCUGAUUCUACUGCUGGAAGUGGUAUCGCCGAAGUCAGUACUACUACACCUGCAGUCACUGCUGCGACUGGUUCCAUUCUAUCAGGGAAACCUGUAACAGCAUUUGGAAAACCACCUACUGCAACAGUAACAACAACUUCAAGUGCAGUAACUGCUGCUCCAUCCACUAAUACUGCAGUCCCAGAAACAGUGGCUGCAACACCAAUAGUAGUACCCACACAACCGUCUUCCCUGACAGCGGUUCAGCCCUCAUCAACCAUAUCUGCUGAACCACCAAUAGCACUACCCACACAGCCGUCUUCACUGACAGCGGUUCAGCCCUCAACAACCACAUCUACUGCAACACCAAUAGUAGUACCCACACAGCCGUCUUCAACGACUGCGGUUCAACCAUCAUCAACCACAACUACACCAACGCCUGACGCCAGUGAUGCAGCUGCCAAGAAAACAAUAUUUGGAAAUGUUCUUUCAACUCCAAGUACUACGCCGGAGGUGACAUCAACAGUAACAACAGAAGUCGCAUCAACUAGUCUUUUUGGUACUAGCACCACUACAAAAUCCACUAAUGUUUCAAUUGCAGGUUUGCUUGGUAAACCAACACCUGCAACUAUGACUAGUAUAGUUGGUCAAUCAACAACAACGUCAACUGGAACUGUUCCUUUUGGCCAACCACCAACAUCAACUGGCACUGUUCCUUUCAGCCAGUCAACAACAACUGCACCAGUUACCAAUGUAUUCGGACAAGCAGUUCCAACAACAGCAGCCAAGGCAGAUGGUGGCGUAUUUGGUCAAACAACAACUCCUACCAUAUUUGGCACAUCCACACUUGGCAAACCAACGACUUCUCUGGCCACCACCACCACCACCACCACUGCAGCCAGUACAGCACCAACUUUGUUUGGUUCAUCGUUUGGCCAAACAACCACUUCUGUGGCCUCCACCACCACCACUGCAGCCAGUACUGCACCAAGUUUGUUUGGUUCAUCGUUUGGCCAAACAACCACUUCUGUGGCCUCCACCACCACCACUGCAGCCAGUACUGCACCAAGUUUGUUUGGUUCAUCGUUUGGCCAGACAACCACUUCUGUGGCCUCCACCACCACUGCAGCCAGUACAGCACCAAGUGGUUUUGGCCAAUCGUUUUUUGGUAACUCUACACCGUCAGCAUCAACAGCAAGUAGUGGGUUAUUUAGUCAAUCUGCUAGUGGUACUUCUACGUUUGGACAGUCGUCUACUUCUGGGUCACUAUUCAGCCAACCAACAACAGCUGCCUCCUCUUUUGGCCAGACUGGGUUCGGACGACCAGUGACAACAACAACAGCAGCAGCAGCGACAACAACUAGUAGUAGUGGUGUUAGUUUCUUUGGCAGUGAUGGAGGUGGUUUGUUCGGCGGCCUUGGUGGAAAACCUAGCGCCGAUGCCGCUAAUAAAAAUCCAUUUGGUAGUGCUCCAACAACUGGAUUUAGUACAACUCCUCAGUCUCUGUUUGGUAGCCAAGGAGCCAAAGAAUUCAACACUGGAGGAUUCAGUGUCGGCAGUUCAGGAUUUAGUGGUGGCGGAGGUGUAGCAGCAGCUGGAUUUGUUGGUUUUUCAACUGGACAACAGUCACCAGGUACCACUACAGGUGCAAGCGGCUUUGGUGCAGCUCCCGCAUUUGGUGGUUCAUCUCAAUUUGGAGCAGCUCCGGCUUUUGGUUCUGCAUUUGGUGCCACCCCUAGCUUUGGAGGAGGUGCUACGUUUGGAGCUGCAGCUUCUCCGCCAUCAGUAUUUGGAGAGAAGAGCUCCACGGUGACUGGUGGUUUUGCAAGUUUGGCCAGUGAUAAUUCCCCAACGUUUGGUGCCUUAGCUCAAUCUCAGAAUACAUCACCUACAUUCGGUAGCAUCGCUGCAGUGUCUCCGAAUACACCAACAUUUGGAUCCCAAGGUGCCCAGGCAUCUGGCUUUGGGAGCUUUGCUAGUCCAGGUUUUUCAGGAUCUGGUGCAUUUGGAGGAAGUCCAGCUUUUGGGGGACAACAGCAGCAACAGGCAAGCUUUACAUCUCGUCGUCUCUAAAACUUUCAAGAUUAUACGAAGAUUUAGUAUCAGCUUCUUUUAUGUUACAAUGCUUUCACAAUUUCUUCAUGAUUUAUCAAAUUCUAAGAAAAACUACAUAAAUUUCUUUGCAUGCUUGUACCAAGUUUAUUUUCUACAUAAAAUUACAUCAAUUAUUUCAUA
Messenger RNA from Saccoglossus kowalevskii, 7098 nucleotides. RefSeq lists its product as uncharacterized. The record is from RefSeq and is a predicted model, not a curated record. NCBI's taxonomy places the organism in Eukaryota, Metazoa, Hemichordata, Enteropneusta, Harrimaniidae. Gene Ontology annotation, molecular function: structural constituent of nuclear pore; protein binding. Gene Ontology annotation, biological process: RNA export from nucleus; protein import into nucleus. Gene Ontology annotation, cellular component: nuclear pore.